This is a messenger RNA of Eimeria acervulina, 609 nucleotides long. Its product is annotated as snRNP protein Lsm5, putative. NCBI's taxonomy places the organism in Eukaryota, Apicomplexa, Conoidasida, Eucoccidiorida, Eimeriidae. Gene Ontology annotation, cellular component: U4/U6 x U5 tri-snRNP complex; Lsm1-7-Pat1 complex; U6 snRNP. Gene Ontology annotation, molecular function: RNA binding. Bases 1 to 609 code for a protein of 202 amino acids. The record is from RefSeq and is a predicted model, not a curated record. Gene Ontology annotation, biological process: mRNA splicing, via spliceosome. The transcript has 4 exons.
AUGCUGAAGGUUUUGUUGUUUGAUUUGUUGUUACAAGAGCUGCAGCAGCAGCUGCUACAGCAACACCAACAGCAGCAGCAGCAGCAACAGCAGCAGAAGCAGCAACAGCAACAGCCACAUCAGGCGCAACAACAGCUACAACUGCAGCAACAGCAGCAGCAGCAGCAGCAGCAACAGCAGCAGCAGCAGCAGCAGCGUCAGCAGCAGCCUCAGCAGCAUCAGCUGCGUGAGUGGGUGACAAUGAGCAGCAGCAGCAGCAGCAACAGCAGCAGCAGCAGCAGCAGCAGCGCGGGCGUGGUGAGUGGAGGCCCUAGCUACCUUCCUCUUGCUUUAGUAGAUAAAUGUGUGGGGUCUAGGGUCUGGGUUAUAAUGAAAGGAGACAAAGAAUUAGUAGGGACUCUGAGGGGCUUCGACGACUACGUCAACAUGGUGCUGGACGACGUAACAGAGUUUUCGUUUACAGCUCAAGGCGUGAAGAAAACAUAUUUAGACACAAUUCUAUUAAACGGCAGCAAUGUAUGCAUCUUAGUACCGGGAGGAAGCCCUGAAGAGGCCCCUAAUGCUGCAUCUGCUGCUGCAGCAACUGCAGCAGAGACUGCCAGGAGCUAA